CACUUAAUCUAACAUAUCACAGCACACCGCCACAUUGCGGCCGAAACCGUACCUCGUAUCGCAUAUUAGCAGAAGGAGUUAGGCACCUAGUUUUCCGUCAAAAGCAAAAUAAUGGCACCCGCACCCGCCGCCGCCGACCCGGAGCCGGGGAUGCAGUACGCGUCGUGCGCGGCGAGCGACGGGUGCGCGCUCGCCUUCCAGACGUCGCUGCCCGUGGGCCCCGGCGCGACCGUCCUCGACGCCCGGUACGCCGCCUGCGUGCUCCUGCUGCACGGCUUCAGCGGGUCCAGCGCGUACUUCGCGCGCAACUGCGCCGCCCUCGCCGACGACCACUGGGUCGUCGCCCCGGAUAUGCGCGGGCACGGGAACUCCGGCCGCUCGCGCGGCGGGUACCAUGUCGCGCGCCUCGCCGCGGAUUUGCGGACUUUGGUCGGGUUCCUCCGGGCUUCGUGCCCGAGUGACGACGGUCAAGGUGCUGGGGAAGAAGGAGGAGGGGGAAAGUUGCAGAUCGUGGGAGUGGGAUGUAGUAUUGGCGCAGCCGUGCUCUGGACGUACGUCGAGCUCUUCGGAAGCGCGGAUUUCUCCGGGUUCGUGUUCGUGGACCAGGCGCCGCUGCAAGACCGGUCGCCGUUCGGCGACUGGGACGAGUCGCGCGCGCACCUGGGCUGCUACGAUGAGGCAACCAUGCAAGCGGCGCAGCGGGCGUGGAUAUACGACCCGGGCGCCACGCACGCGGAGCUCGUGCGCUCGUGCCUCGGGUACCGGUUCGCGCCGGACCCGUCGACGGACGACAUCUCGGACGAGGCGUGGCGCGCCGACGAGGAGUUCUUCGUGUCGAUUAGUAAGCGGUGCGACCAGGUCUGGCUCGCGAGGCUGCUGGCCGAUCAUACGCGGUACGAUCACCGCGAGGCCAUCGAGGAUAUCGCGGUGCCGACGCUGGUUAUGGCCGGUCGGAGGACCGGGUGUUUUCCGCUCGAGGGCAUGAAGGAGACGGUGCGCCGGGUGGAGACUAGCAGGCCCGGCGGGGCGAGGAUGUCGGUGUUCGAUUCCGGGCACUGGCUUUUCUACGAGGAGCCGGAGCGGUUUAAUAGGGAGGUUGUUGAGUUUGUGGAUAGUUGUACGACGUAGUGAAGUGGUUUUUUCGAAUAUUGUACGUUGGAUGACUUUGGGCUUGGCGCUCGUUGUGUGAUCCGCACCUUUUUGCUUUUCGCGGCUGGCCUCCAGGAUAGGAUAGGUAAUGUUUAGAUGGUUGGUGGUUGUG
Annulohypoxylon truncatum is the source of this 1261-nucleotide messenger RNA. RefSeq names its product alpha/beta-hydrolase. The transcript has 2 exons. The coding region runs from base 112 to 1128 and encodes 338 amino acids. Lineage: Eukaryota; Fungi; Ascomycota; Sordariomycetes; Xylariales; Hypoxylaceae. The record is from RefSeq and is a predicted model, not a curated record.